AUGUUUAUUUAGGGCGCUCAUAAGUCAUUGAGAAUGAAGAAGAGAUUGAUUAAAGCCAAUAAGCAAAAUAGACCUCUUCCAAAUUGGUUUAGAUAUAGAACUGAUAACACAAUCAGGUAUAAUUCAAAACGUAGACAUUGGAGAAGAACUAAGCUCAACAUCAAUUGAUUUGUUUACAAAUAUAAUACCGUACAUUUAUUAAUAAAUUUUCACUAUUUUGCUAAA
Molecule: messenger RNA, 225 nt
Organism: Paramecium tetraurelia
Lineage: Eukaryota; Ciliophora; Oligohymenophorea; Peniculida; Parameciidae
Exons: 2
Biological process (GO): translation
Cellular component (GO): cytosolic large ribosomal subunit; ribosome
Molecular function (GO): structural constituent of ribosome
Source: RefSeq, a predicted model, not a curated record